CUAUCUGGAGGUCUUUUGUGUACUUUAAACAUUUAGUAACAGUAACUGAGCACAUUAAACACACAAGGACAUGUGUGCCUGAAACACACACAUCCCAGACCGCUCACUGACUGACUGAUACCGGCUUUCUAAGAUCAGUAGCUCUACGGGCGCACAAUGCUCCGACCCUCAACGCAGAAGUAUGCGGUGAACAGACCACUAUACUCAGAAGACAACUUUGAAGACGAACAUGCAAAAGUCUAUCGGAAACACAAGAGAUUCCUGGACCAUUUUAAACAGUACUUUACUUGUUCUUCAGAACGUGCAAAGAAUGCUGCUCUUUCUCUGCUGCCUAUCAUUGGAUGGAUAAGGAUCUACUCGUUCAAAGAAUGGCUGUUAAAUGACAUUGUGUCUGGCAUCAGCACUGGACUAGUUGCCGUCCUACAAGGACUAGCCUUCAGUUUGCUGGCAUCCAUCUCUACCUGGUAUGGAUUGUAUGCUGCUUUUUUCCCAGUCAUCGUCUAUUUCUUUCUGGGCACCUCGCGACACAUUUCAGUGGGAUCGUUCCCUGUAGUGAGUCUCAUGGUGGGGGCAGUAGUGACCAGAUUGGUGCCUGAUGAGGGUCCGCCUGCCAACAUCACUGCGUUUGAGGGCCUGACGAGAGACGAACAGAGGAUCUUAGUGUCUGCCUCCCUCACUUUCUUAGUCGGUUUAUUCCAGCUUGGUAUGGGGCUGCUGCAGGUGGGCUUCAUUGUCAUAUACCUGUCGGAUACUCUGAUAUCAGGAUUCACCACCGCAGCUGCUGUUCACAUCCUGAUUUCUCAGCUCAAGUUUAUACUAGGACUGAAUGUGCCGGGUUUCAGCGGCCCAUUUGCUAUUAUAUAUAUUCUUGAGAGUGUAUUUACCCAGAUCACCUCCACAAAUAUCCAUGAUCUGGUCACUUCAAUUGUGGUGAUGGUGGUGGUGUUGGGCGUGAAGGAGAUCAACGACAGAUUUAAGUCAAAGUUACCAGUGCCCAUUCCCAUAGAAGUAAUUAUGACCAUCAUAGCAUGUGGCAUCUCCUACGCGUUCAGCUUCAGCGAUAAACACGGAGUGGACGUGGUGGGGAAAAUUCCAAAUACGUUUGAGUCCCCAAUGGCUCCGGACCUUCAGGUUUUCCAGAUGAUAGCAAUGGAGGCUUUCCCAAUAGCUAUUGUGGGAUUUGCCGUGGCUUUUGCAGUUGCUAAAGUCUAUUCUGUAAAGCAUGACUACGUUAUAGAUGGAAAUCAAGAACUCAUUGCGUUUGGGGCAAGCAACAUCUUUGGAGGAUCGUUCAAGUCUCUGGCAGCCAGUACAGCUCUCUCCAGAAGUGCGGUUCAAGAAAGCACUGGAGGAAAAACACAGAUAGCUGGUUUACUCUCUGCCAUUAUCGUGUUGGUGGUAAUCUUGGGGAUUGGGUUUUUGCUGGAACCUCUACCAAAGUCGCUGUUGGGCGCAGUGGUGAUUGUGAACCUGAAGGGGAUGUUGAUGCAGGUGGUUACAGUUCCUUACCUGUGGAAGAAAGACCGUCCUGACUGUAUUGUUUGGUUGGGGACCUGUUUGGGAUCUAUAUUCCUGGGGCUGGACAUAGGACUUGCCAUUGGUCUUGGACUAGAGCUCCUCACUGUGGUCUUCAGGGCUCAGUUUCCACGCUGCAGUGUCCUGGCUAAUAUCUCGGGGACAGAUAUCUACAGAGAUCGCAAGGACUAUGUCAAUAUCUAUGAGCCAGAGGGAGUAAAGAUUUUCAAAAUCCCAUCUCCCAUUUUCUUCGCAAACAUUGAUUUCUUCAGAGACAAACUGAAGGACGCUGUGGGCUUUAAUCCUCUGAGAAUCCUGAGGAAAAGGAACAAGGCGGUGAAGAAGAUUAAGAAACUGAUCAAGAAAGGGGAGCUGACCUUAACAGCUAACGGACUACAGGCCACAUGUUCAAUGCCUAUUGAAGAGUCAGAGGAUGAAAGCAACAUGGAGGACCUAGACAAGCCCACAGACUAUUCGGAUCUUCCAAUCCAGGUGAACUGGAAUGCAGAACUUCCUGCCAACAUCCAAGUCCCUCCUGUGAAUAUCCACAGCUUGGUCCUGGACUUCUCUGCAGUUUCAUUCCUGGAUAUAUCUGCACUCAAGGGUCUCCAAGCGGCCUUAAAGGAAUUUAUACGCAUUGAUGUUGACAUUUACAUAGUUGGCUGUGACCCGUAUAUCAUAGAGAAGCUGAAGAGCUGUAAAUUUUUUGAUGAUGAAAUCAAGACGUCUAUCUUAUUUUUGACCAUCCAUGAUGCAAUGCUCUACAUUUAUGAGUCCCAUCCACCGAAGACUGUGAGCGAGAAGGUCUCAGGAAGUUUCCAAUACCAACACAUUAAUGGCAGCAGCAUGUCUAAUGGGUUGACAAGCCAAGAAAUGCUGGACAUGAAAAUGGAAGUCGAAACAGACACCAAACCAGAGACAAGAUUCUGAAGUGAAUCAACUUGAAACCUCUGCUACAUAGAACUUUAAAAUCAAUGUAUAUAAGAAUUAAUUUGAUUAAGCAUGAAGCAAUUUUGUAUUCUGUGUACUGUGCUGCAUGCAUUAAUUAGCUCUAGACUGUCAAUGUGUCAUGUGACUAAAUUAUUGGAUUUGUGGUGAAAGUUGUAAAUACAAUCUCAUCAGUUCACUAUCAGUGCCUUUUGUACAUGUAACUUUUUUUCUUUUUGAAUAGUAUGUGGUUUUAUGUGCACUAUUUUUAUUCUAAAAUAAUUUAAAAAAAGAAUGUUUUCCAAAAUAUACACUGUCCUUCCUGAUUUGAGACAAACAAAUAAAGGCAUGGCCAGAUAAAAUUA
Molecule: messenger RNA, 2807 nt
Organism: Ctenopharyngodon idella (grass carp)
Lineage: Eukaryota; Metazoa; Chordata; Actinopteri; Cypriniformes; Xenocyprididae
Gene: slc26a3.2
Product: solute carrier family 26 member 3, tandem duplicate 2
Exons: 21
Coding region: 157-2445 (762 amino acids)
Biological process (GO): transmembrane transport
Cellular component (GO): membrane
Molecular function (GO): bicarbonate transmembrane transporter activity; sulfate transmembrane transporter activity; chloride transmembrane transporter activity
Source: RefSeq, a predicted model, not a curated record